Symbiodinium sp. CCMP2456 is the source of this 5046-nucleotide messenger RNA. The record is from the annotation of a GenBank genome assembly. NCBI's taxonomy places the organism in Eukaryota, Dinophyceae, Suessiales, Symbiodiniaceae.
AUGCCAAGCGAUGGGCCUAUCGAAUUUCAUGCGGUUUCGGACAAAGUGGAUGGUGGCGAUGUCGUGGACCAUCAAAUGUCCUUGACCCGCGCGCAGUUUACCCUUAUAUUGGACGUGUUGGCCGAGAAUAUCUGCUACACGGGACGAUCUGGGUCACAAACGACAGGCUCAGCUCCAGCUCGCGAGCCAGCCCCGACAGGCGGAAAUGCACGCCCAAAGAGUCGGGGCUUUCGCUUUUCCUGGAGGUGGCCUGGCGAGCUGAAAUUUCACGUGUCCUUUACAGAGGCAGUACCUUUGGCAUGUCUUCGGCUGCGCGACGGAAUGCUCGGAUUUAGCAGUUCACCCGCCGGGACGGUCUACGAAUGGAGAAGUGCGAAGCUAGCAGUGGUUGACUUGCGGACACGCUCCAAGAACGUGGUGAAGACACUGCUGGAGUGCGUGGAUACAGAUAAUGAAGGUGUUCUCGGCUUCAAGGUGGAAGUCAACGUACCAGUGGACACGGACACAUUGGCUGUGAUCCAACUGCAGCACCCGAGAAUGCACGUGCUCCCCCAACUAGUCAUGGACUUGGUUACGGCAGGCCUUUCUGCCUGGCAGCACUGCACAUUUCGCAAUGACCGGGCAUUGCCCAGCACAACACAGCAGAGGGGCUAUCCUUCUGCCGGUGAUACGAAAGUUACCGACAAGCGAGGCACUCGAGUGCAGGUCAACUUUCUUGAUGGCUCCUUCGCCAUUGCAGAGAAGUGGGCUGAGCCGACAGAGCACUUCGAGUUCGCUGGAAGUGUCUUGAUACACAUCCUCGUGCAUGCUGAGGGCAUUCGCAUCGAGCGCUUCGACCUCGAAAGUGGUGCAUUGCGACUGCGGUCUGCCAGGAGAAGUCCCACGACCCUGUGCCCAUGUUUGGAGUGGUCGGUGCGCGGAGAUCAGUGCCGUGUUGAUGAUGGUGCCCGCAUGAAGAGACACACAACAUAUGAUCUGCGUUCUGUCAUCAUACCGCCAUACGCGAUUCGGAUGUCUGCGCGAGAUCAUCGGGCCAUGGCCAACUCGUUGCUGGAGCUUUUCAGCAUGGAUGCAGAGUCUGCCGAGCCGGCUUCCGAAACGCGGAGUCGAGACCCCUUGGCCUUACAAUUGGUUGAGAAUCGCUUGACCUUGGUGGCCGAAGUGGCCAUCGAGGGUGCAGAGGUCCAAGUCCUUGGUGAGGAAGGGGGCAAUGAGUGGCCGGGCCUGUGUGCUAACGCUCGGUGCCAGCUGCUGCAGCUGACGGUGGACAACCGACAAGGUUCAGCACCAACCAUCAACCUUUUUGGCAAAGAGCUGGAAGUGGACAUCAGCUCACGCAACCACAGGCUUGGUCUUUGGGAACCAGUCCUUCCUCGGUGUGGCCUGCGCUUCUCUUACCACACACAGCGCAAGCCGGAUGGAGGGCCUCGUGAUGUCGUGGUUCGUGCAGAUGUUUCAGCCCUCAAACCUGUCGAAUUGGUGAUCAGUGCCCCAUUUGUACAUCUGGCGAGCCGGGUUUUCAAAGAGAGUGUCGAGGACAUGCAGUAUGGGCAUUUGCUGGCUGGCGUCAAUAUCUCCGGUCUGACAUGCCUGGUCAGAGUCGAAAGUGCAGACAGCCCAGAGGGCGCGGUGCUGCCAUCGUGCGCGGAGGCACAGCCAUUGGACAGCCUGCUGAAGGGCCGUGGCCGUGUUGCUUCGGGGGCGCAGCCCUUCUUGGAGCUUCGUUUGCCGGAUCACCCCGAUGCGGAGCCAUGCCGGCUGCAGUACGGACGAGAGGUGGAUGUCACAUGGGACACGAAGACAGCAGGCUUCCUCAUGUGCCGACUUGUCAUGCCAAGACCUCCACAGCUGGUCUUGCUCAUCACCUCCACCGUGUGUGUUUGGAACAAAACGCCUGCAGACUUGGAGAUACGCUUUCUGGCCCCAGGUCUUCCUGAGGAGACCGCGGAGAAGGGAUUCAACCCCAUCGUCCCCCAGUCCACUCACAUCUGCACUGAUGCGCGGCUGUUGGCAGAGGGUGUGUCUCCACAGACUUGCGUUUCUGCAGAAGCACCUGCGGCAUCAGUUUCCGAAGACAUUCCACAAGGAAGCGAGGGCAGCGAGGGUGCAGUGCGCCUCAGAGCGGGGGAAUUGCUCUCAGCUCCUCUUUCGGCACAGCUCCGCAUGGGCCAGGCAGUUCUGCAGAUCCGCCCGGCUUUUGAAGCUGGAGGCGGCGUCGCUUACAACUGGUCUGAGCAGUUCUUCGCAGUUCCAGUGGCCAACCCCAAUGACACCACGCUUUGUUCCGCUCCGCCCCCGCAUAUGCAGGAUGUGCUCCCACAGAACUGGCUCUCACUUCGGACCAGCUGCGGGGGUGUGCUCCCGCAAGAAGGAUGGUGCAACGUCGAGGUUUAUGCGCCUUUCACGGUUGUCAACGCCUGUCCCUGCGAUGUGCUAUGCCAGUUCAACCCGCCGGUCGCACGAAGGAAAAUGGGCAAGGAGCGCGAGAAGGUGCCAGUGUCCGGCACCAAGCCCAAAAUUGAGCUCAUCGUUGAUGAUGGCUUUGGAAAUGAGGUGCUGGUACCAAGGAACGGCCAAAUCGAGAUCAUGCCGGUUCGUCUUGAUGAUGAUAACUGCCUCAGGUGGACAUGCAAUGGACAGGAAGGCCGCACAAAGCUACGAUGGCAAAACAUUAACGCCGUGGUCGCUGUUCUCAACUGCAGGAAGAGUGAGGUGGAAGUGGAAUUCCAUUGUCUUGAAGCCAAGAUGAAUGCGCAUGACCCAAAAGUGCCACAGCUGCGGAUUGCACCACAGAGCAUGCUUCCUGCCUUCGAGUUUGUGGCUGAGGACUUGAGCGUGUCUUUCGCAGUGCGGGACAUUCACGGGCACGCCAGCUCAUGGUCGUUGCCGUUGCGAGCAGUGCAGCAACGGACUUCUUCCACUGAAGUGGUGCAGCUCGAAUUCAGGGGAAUGUGGAUCAACCUCAAUGCUAUGCGGAACGGCCGAGAAUUGAUCGUCUACACCUCCUGGUGGUUUGUCAACUCCACAGGCCUGGACGUCCGUCUCCUGCAACCCGGAGGGCCUGGCCCCAUGCACCCGGUGGCGGCCUUUGGAAGCAAGGUGUCCAUCCUGCCCGAGAUCCGCAACGAUGCUGGAGACGGCGUUGCCUUCGUUGGACUCAAAUGUCAUGCACCCAUGGAGGCCAACGUGCCGGAUGUUGGUGGAGCAGUCGCUGUGGCUGUGACGCCACUCCAUCCCUGCUGCCUCAGAACGGAAACGGUGGCGCUUCCGGAGGCGAUGCGAGGCGUUCCCAGCUGCCUAGUCAGCCUGCUGCCAGCAAUGAUGCUGUUUAACCACACAGAGAAGCUAGAGGUUGGCUUCAAGCAAUGCGGAUGUCCCUCAGAAACAGCGGUCUGGGUCUCGGCCGGCACCAGUCGGGCACUCUGGUGGACCAGCCUCAGCGACCAGCUCCUUCAGGUGGCUGUGAAACACCAGGGCUCUCGGACCUCGUGGUGCCAGCCCUUUGAGUUGAAGGAGUCCAGAAUAGGUGCUUACCCCGUCACCUUGAAAGCACAGGCGCAGUUGUCUCGCUUCCUGCUCUGCGUGUGCAUCGACUUCGAUGCUGCAAGCUGGGCUGUCACAAUCAAAGACAGCAACUUCUGUCACAUGCUUGUUAACAAGCAUCCUGAUGUUCAGCUGCAUGCCAGCAUGGAAGGAGUUGGCGAGGACCCAGCAUACGCCUUCAGUGUGGCCUUCGGGGAGCAACUGCCUAUCGGGGGCAGAGGACCACCAGCCGGAAAUGUCCCACGGCUCCGCCUGGCAGUGCAGCGCGCAUCAGAUGCUGGUGAGCGCGCUACAGUGCUGGUCGAUCUGAACCGCAGUGGCGUGCGAAAAGUGCCACGGUGGUCUGGCAGUGCUUCCGGCGCACAUUCUGCACAUGCUCAAGCUCAAAAGAGGACAAAAUCCACCCUCCGUGUGAACGCCACCGUGGUCGUUGCCAUACAUGAUCGUGUGGCAGUGGUCACCGUCAUGCCUGACAAGCCGGCUGCUUUCGCCCCGGUGCCACGACAGGUCGAGGACAGUGGUGGAGAAGAAGUGGAGAGCGAAGAUGCAACCGUCCUCAGGACGUUCACGGGCGAGCUGAAGAUCGACACGCUUCGUGUGGGUCUGGUGGUGGAAGGACCAUCCGCAAGCCUGUCGCCUUCAUCCGUUUGGGGUACCGCAGCUGCUCUGGCUUCAUCCGAGCCGAGACGGCGAAAUGAGGUCUUCACGAUAAACUUGCGGGGUGUGGUUGUCAGCGUGGCCCAGACGCCUGACAGAUGCCGCGAUGUGGAUUUUCAGAUCUGGGACAUUCAGGUGGACAUGCAGCAUCCGAGAAAAGAUGUCGUCUUGAAAAGCACCUCGCAGCCUGCGCUUCGCACGUUCUCUCGAAGAGAUGAUGUGCUCGAAAUGGACGUGCAUUUGCGCGAGGUGAAGCUCGCAUUCGGGCACCUGGAGGUCUCUGUGAUGGGUGCAUUGAUGGAUCAAGUACGUCUCCUCAGGCGAAACCUGACAGUGGGAAUCGGUGGCCUCACGUUUGACCAGGUCCUGAUCAGGGCGAAGGGCGCGCUGCAUUUGAGCAAUCCGCAACCUCCGGAUGCUUCGUCAAAGCUUGUGGUCAACAAGCUCGUUGUUGGAGAUGCAAGGGUGGAUGUUUGGUGCCAGCUGCACCUACCUGAUGCGCAUUAUCUCCCAAAGUCUCUUCGUGACACCAUUCAGGUGGUGAGCUUGGGAACUACCCGUCUAGACAUCAAGGGUGCGCAGGUCAAGCUCCCACAGCAGGUACUCUUUAGCGAAAAGAACCCCGCGGAGGGAAACUUCGGCAUUGUAGCGUCCAAAGUUUGGCUGCAGUAUCUUCCGCUGGUCAAAGCUUGCUGGCGGUCAUUGCUUCAGCAUUCCAACAUUUUCUUGGGCGGCCUUUUAAGCCGACACACUUGGAACCCCAGGCAGAGGCGUGAAUGGCGCUUGUCGCCGCCUCUUUGUCACAUAGGUCCUUCAGGCGAGCUUCGCCUGACGGAGACCGGAUAG